Molecule: messenger RNA, 358 nt
Organism: Eimeria acervulina
Lineage: Eukaryota; Apicomplexa; Conoidasida; Eucoccidiorida; Eimeriidae
Exons: 2
Source: RefSeq, a predicted model, not a curated record
CGCAUGCAGCAGCCCCACGGUGCAUCCAGCACAUCGCAUCCACACCCACAACCUGUCCCCUGCACCUGCAUGCAAACAGCAGCAGCAGCAGCAACAAGAGCAGCAGCAGCAGCAGCGGCAAGAGCAGCAGCAGCAGCAGAAGGAGCAAGAUCAGCGGCAGGAGCAGUACCAGCAAGAGAAGCAACAGCAAGAGCAGCAGAAACAGCAGCAACAGCAACAACAGCAACAGCAACAGCAGCAACAGAAGCAGCAGCAGCAGCAGCAGCAGCAACAGCAGCAGCAGCAACAGCAGAAGCAGCAACAGCAGCAACGGGAAAAGGAAGGGGUGUUUACUCUUCCACAUGGCCGGGAUAUGUGA